GUUACUUGAGAUCGGAUAUGUCUUUUGAAAAUAGUGGAACUUCCCCCGUGGUGCAGACCACACAUGGAAAAGUGCAGGGAACCCUUAUGAAGGGGCUCUAUGACAAUGAAUUCUAUGUUUUUGAUGGCAUCCCAUAUGCUGCUCCUCCACUCGGAUCCCUUCGCUUCAAGGAGCCACAAGAUAUUCAACCAUGGAAAGAGACCCGAGAUUGCUCAAAGCCAGCUAGCAAGUGCUUGCAAGUGAUCGCCUUAACAAAAGUGAUUGAGGGUUCCGAGGAUUGCCUGUACUUAAAUAUCUCAGUGAAGACGCUGCAAAGCGAGAAACCCUUUCCCAUCAUGGUUUACAUCCAUGGUGGGGCAUUUCUUCGCGGAGAUUCUUCGAGAAGACUUUGGGCACCGGACUAUUUUAUGGAAGAGAAUGUACUUCACGUAAGCAUUGGACAUCGCUUGGGACUUUUCGGAUUUCUCAACUUUGCUGAUCCCUCGCUAGAUGUUCCCGGAAAUGCUGGCCUCAAGGAUAUCAUUAUGGCCCUUCGUUGGAUUAGGGCGAAUGCACUUAAUUUUAAUGGUGACCCCGAUAGAAUUACCAUCUUUGGCCACAGCUCGGGCAGCUAUAUGGUUAAUAUGCUCUUGGCUAGUCCGCAAACGGAAGGGCUCUUCCAUAAGGCCAUCCUUAUGGCGGGUUUUUCGAUGGAGGUUAACACUCAGCCGCAUUUGGAGUACCGUUUGGCGAAGCGUUUGGGCUACGAGGGAAAUAAUGUCGAUAGCCAGGUUUUUGAGUUCCUACUGAAGGCUGAUCCAAACCUGCUCGUUUCUGCUGACGUUUUUAGCCCAGAGGAGAAGGCUGAAGGUGUUAAUUUGUCCUUUAAGCCCACAAUAGAGUGGUACGCUACUCCCAAUGCUGUUAUGUUGGCGGAGCCCAAGGAAUUGCUGCGGAACAGUUGGAGCAACCGCAUUCCCAUCAUUUUGGGCGCUAAUACCGAUGAGGGGCUACUAAGUACAGUUGGUUUUAAGUCCGAUCCCAAGGUCUUGCAGGGAUUCCGGGAUCACCCAGAGAGGGCACUACCGCCUGUCCUUAAGAGCACCUGCGACUCCGCCCAAAAGCGUGAAAUGGCUCGCAAAAUGCUGGAGUAUUUCUGCCAGGCGAGUGGUGAACAACUGAGCUUCGAUCAUUUCGAUGCUGUAAAAGAUAUCUUCACCCACCAUAUCUUUCACGCGCUGUACCGAAUGAUCCAAUCCAGAUUGGCUUACGCUCAGGCACCGACUUACUUUUACCGCUUCGACUUCGAUUCGCCGGACUUUAACUUCUACCGAAUUCAGAACUGGGGAAAGGAGCAGCGCGGAGUUAAUCACGUGGACGAGCUGGGCUACAUAUAUGUCAUGCCGGCCACUUUUAAAUUGGACAAAUCCCGACCAGAGUUCACCACGAUUUGUCGAAUGGUAUCCAUGUUUGUGCACUUUGCCGCCACCUCGGAUCCCAACUCACCGCUUACGAAACCUUUUGUAGACUGGAAGCCAGUAACCUCGAGGACUACUCCUAUGGUCCUCAACAUCGCCGAGGAACUUAAGUUUAUGCCGCAUACCAUGCCUAAACUAGUGUUCUAUGAUCAACUGUUCGAACAGGCUGGAGUUUCCCUUUUUUAGUCUUUGUUACCCGAAACCUCAAUAAUUCUCUUACAUAAUCUUAAAUUGAGCAGGCCAAGUUUGGAUAGAUGGCCUACCUCGGUAAUAAAUGCUUAGUUAAA
Molecule: messenger RNA, 1744 nt
Organism: Drosophila mauritiana
Lineage: Eukaryota; Metazoa; Arthropoda; Insecta; Diptera; Drosophilidae
Product: esterase B1-like
Exons: 4
Coding region: 18-1643 (541 amino acids)
Source: RefSeq, a predicted model, not a curated record